Anopheles coustani is the source of this 554-nucleotide messenger RNA. Its product is annotated as protein Asterix. The transcript has 3 exons. Gene Ontology annotation, biological process: protein insertion into ER membrane. The coding region runs from base 108 to 437 and encodes 109 amino acids. NCBI's taxonomy places the organism in Eukaryota, Metazoa, Arthropoda, Insecta, Diptera, Culicidae. The record is from RefSeq and is a predicted model, not a curated record. Gene Ontology annotation, cellular component: endoplasmic reticulum membrane. Gene Ontology annotation, molecular function: protein folding chaperone.
AUUUGCCACUUUAUUUUGGUUGCCACUUCGCAGUCAGCUGUCAAGUCUGAUAAAGAGAGAAAGGUUUCUAGUUGAUCAGCAGCGAUAAAAACAUAUUCACUGCCACAAUGACCAUGCUCGUUGAUCCUCGCCGACCGGAAAAGGUGCAGCGCUACAAACCGAUCGACUCAGCCAACCAGGGGGCGGGAGUGGGUGAUGAUUUAAUGCCGGAUUAUAUGAAUAUCCUAGGCAUGAUAUUCUCCAUGUGCGGACUGAUGAUGAAGCUGAAAUGGUGCGCCUGGCUGGCGCUCUACUGUUCCUGCAUUAGUUUCGCUAAUUCACGGAUUUCAGACGAUGCCAAGCAGGUCCUUUCUUCCUUUAUGCUGAGCGUCAGCGCCGUCGUGAUGUCGUACCUGCAGAACCCGACGCCAAUGACACCGCCCUGGCAGUCGUUGUAGGAUUUCCCUUGGGGAGAGGUUUCGCGUGUCCAAAGCACAUAAAUCAUCGUAUUUGUAAGAAACUGUUUUUUAUUAAGAUGGAAUACAAUAAUGGGCAGUCUUUAUCGACUAAAGAAA